GUGACUGGACAGAGUUCGUUUAACUGACCAGAGCAGGCUUCAGCCCUCCUCUUUCACAGACAGACCUCCUGGGAACUGAUAUGUUGUGUAUUAGACGCGAAGCUUGGAGGCUGCCUUUCACCCGCGUUGACAAAUCCGUGAUACAUGUCGUGAGCUGACUUCUGCUUCCAACCAAAAGGACUAGUCUGUUUUAUUGCAAUGGCACAAUGGACACUUUUAUUUCUCUCCUUUUGUCAAGCACUAGCUCCGCUCGCCAGUGCGCAAGCUCAGCGCGGGGGCCCAUGGAGACACAGGAUCCAAUGGGAGAAUAACGGCCAGGUGUACAGCUUAAUGAGCACGGGCUCCCAAUACCAGGCCCCGGGACGAUACAGGGGCCCAUCCCGGCUUUACAUGAGCAGCAACGGCCACCACCCCGGUUUACACAGACCAGCCUCCCUGCACAGACCGGCACAAUAUGCCGCCCCUUUCCAAUACGCACCGGUCACAGCUCGUGCGUCAGGGGCCAGACUCACGGAGCGCCCUUUGCGCGCGGGUACAACUGGACAUCAGGGCACUCCACAGUUCACAGCCGUGAACGCUUCUGCAGCCGCGGUGACUGAAACUGGAUUAGCGAGGACUAAUGUGGACUCCUCAUCCCAGCACACCAGGAGUGAACCAGUAACCCGUUCUCAAAGUCAGUCCUUACGCACGGUGCCAGAGCCUUUGACACGGACACAGAAUCAACCGUUACGCACGGUGCCAGAGCCUUUGACACGGACACAGAAUCAACCGUUACGCACUGUGCCGGAGUCUUUGGCUCGCGCGCAAACCCAGCCUUUACGCACGGGGCCAGAGCUUGCUCUCGUCUCUAGGGAGCGCGCACAGACGGACGAGUCCAUCCCAGGACCUGUUCCGGUUCUGGAGAGAGAUCCCGAGGUCCCUGUUUCUUUUGCAGCGAUAAAUGAGGACACUACAAACGAUGUCAACACAAAUGCUGUAGACGUGGUGAAUGACGACCCUCGGAACCCCUUUAAGAACCACAGAAACUCAGUCCUGUAUAAUCUGUAUCCCAACAGAGCGAGGCCAGCGGCGCGCCCCCAGCGCCCUCCUCCAGGGACCGGCUAUGGCACCAGGCUAUUCCAAAACGGCCUGCCCGACUUGGUACCAGACCCAUAUGCUAUUCAGGCUGGCACUUAUGUCCAGCGAACGCAGAUGUAUGCUCUCCGCUGCGCCGCUGAGGAGAACUGUCUGGCCAGGUCGGCCUACAGCCCCACAGUCCGGGACAUCGACUUUAGGGUCCUACUGCGUUUCCCUCAGAAAGUCCGAAACCAGGGCACGGCUGACUUCCUCCCCGUGAAGCCGCGCUAUCAGUGGGACUGGCACAGCUGUCACCAGCAUUACCACAGCAUGGAGGCCUUCAGUAACUACGACCUGUUGGACUCCGUGACAGGGAGGAAGGUGGCUGAGGGACACAAGGCCAGCUUCUGUUUAGAGGAUACCAGCUGUGAGCCCGGGUUCAGGAGGAGAUACGCCUGCACCGCGCAUACACAGGGCCUGAGUCCCGGGUGCCAUGACAUCUACGCUGCCAACAUUGACUGUCAGUGGAUCGACAUCACUGACGUGCCUCCGGGAAACUAUGUGCUCAAGAUAACUGUCAACCCAAACUUCCACGUCCUUGAGUCCGACUUCACCAACAACAUCGUGAGGUGUGACAUCACAUACACCGGAGUCUACGCCCAGACACGAAACUGUCGGAUCACACGGAGUUAACCCCUUUAUCCACUAUAGGACACUUUUGGUGCUACAUUUGGUGCUAUAUUCCUGCCACAGAGUCAAGUUUUGGCUGCAUAAAAAUUACAUUAAUUCAGUCAAGACUUGGUUUGUUGUUGUAUUGUGUUGUAUUUCCUUUCAUUUUAAUAAUUUCAGCUCUUCUGCUUGAAUUUGCUGCUUUGCUUAUUGUUACAUUGUACAAUUAUUUCUACCACUCUUGCAUUAGAGUAUGUAAAUUGAAUGCAUGUUUGAAUGGGAGAUAUGAGUGA
Messenger RNA from Periophthalmus magnuspinnatus, 2018 nucleotides. Its product is annotated as protein-lysine 6-oxidase-like. Bases 199 to 1749 code for a protein of 516 amino acids. Lineage: Eukaryota; Metazoa; Chordata; Actinopteri; Gobiiformes; Gobiidae. Gene Ontology annotation, biological process: peptidyl-lysine oxidation. The record is from RefSeq and is a predicted model, not a curated record. The transcript has 7 exons. Gene Ontology annotation, molecular function: protein-lysine 6-oxidase activity; copper ion binding.